CUCUCUCUCUCUCUCUCUCUCUCUCUCUCUCUCUCUCUCUUUCUUUCUUCUCUCCAAGCUUCUUUAAUGUCGGCCCUUCAGUGUCUCACUUUCCUCUUCUUGUUUCUUUUCCUUCUCCAAGACGCCACGUCAGCUUCACCCCUCCCUCUCCGCCGGAGACCGGUUCACAACAACAGCACUCACAGCAACUUCGCUAAGCAUCCACGACGAAGAGUAGUUUUUCCGGUGAACAGAAGUAGCUGCGACUUGUUCGCUGGCGAGUGGGUGCGGGACGAGACGUACCCACUUUACCGGACCGAGGAAUGCGGCAAAGGAAUGAUAGAUCCGGGAUUUGAUUGUCAGACUUACGGCAGACCUGACUCCGACUAUCUUAAGUUCCGGUGGAAACCUUUCAAUUGCGACGUCCCAAGGUUCAAUGGGGUGAAGUUUCUACAGAAAAUGAGAAACAAAACAGUAAUGUUUGUUGGUGAUUCGUUGGGUAGAAACCAAUGGGAGUCGUUGAUGUGUAUGAUCUCUUCAUCAGCACCGUUCAUUCGUACAAAUCUUAUUCAUGAAGAUCCUCUCUCUACCUUCAAGAUCCUUGAUUACAACGUUAAAGUGUCAUUCUAUAGAGCUCCUUAUCUUGUAGAGAGAAAAAAUUCACGGAAAGACAACUCUUAAUAUGAAAUAGAGCCUCAAAUUAGCUA
This is a messenger RNA of Raphanus sativus (radish), 686 nucleotides long. Its product is annotated as protein trichome birefringence-like 45. The record is from RefSeq and is a predicted model, not a curated record. Gene Ontology annotation, molecular function: O-acetyltransferase activity. The transcript is spliced from 3 exons. The coding region runs from base 67 to 660 and encodes 197 amino acids. Gene Ontology annotation, cellular component: Golgi apparatus. NCBI's taxonomy places the organism in Eukaryota, Viridiplantae, Streptophyta, Magnoliopsida, Brassicales, Brassicaceae.